Messenger RNA from Leptopilina boulardi, 959 nucleotides. RefSeq lists its product as uncharacterized. NCBI's taxonomy places the organism in Eukaryota, Metazoa, Arthropoda, Insecta, Hymenoptera, Figitidae. The annotation marks the transcript as partial. The transcript is spliced from 5 exons. The record is from RefSeq and is a predicted model, not a curated record.
AUGCAACAAGCGAUAAAGAGGAUCAGGAGGAAGCAGAGAGGACCAACUCCGAAAACAAUUGAAGAUCUUGGCAAUGUGCUACUGCAGUAUGAAGGGGUCGAGGACAUAUAUGUUGGCCAAGCUCUAGGCGAUGAUGACAGUGUGGCCAUCAUUUUUUCGAGUAAAAAGCUAUUGGAUCAAUUGGACAAAGCCACUGAAAUUUAUAUGGACGGGACGUUCGAUAUAACUCCGAAACAUCUUGAUGCCUGCCAAUGUUACGUAAUGCAGAUGAGGAUAAGUGGAAAAGGUGUUGGAACGGUUUUUAUUCUCAGCAACAAGCGAACCGCAAAAACAUACGACGCAAUUUUUGAGGAAUUAACCGAAUGCUGUCCUCAUCUUAAAGCCAACAUUAAGGGCAUCUGGGGAGAUUUUGAGAAGGCGACAAUCAAAUCGACCAAGACAUGGUUCAAAAAUGCUCAGUAUCACGGAUGUUGGUUUCAUUUUAAAAAAAAUGCUCGUAAACGUUGGAAGCGAACAGGUCUUCUUCGUGAUGGUCCGCAAGAUUUUCUGGAAUUGGUCCUUACGAUAGCCUUAUUGCCAGCUCACUUAAUUGAAAAGGCAGUCAAAAUCCUGGAGAGCAAAAUCAAAGACUAUGACAAGAAAUAUUGGCACAAACUUGAGAAAUUCAUGAAAUAUAUCCGCAGAAACUGGGUGAAGAUUGCUGACAUUUUGUCAGUUAACAAUUUGGAACAACAAACAAACAACAUCAGCGAGUCGUUCAACAGUCGAGCUGUGUCACGAAUUGGAAUCCAUCCGAAUGUUUGGGAAUUCUUAGAUAAAAUCAAGAUUGUGAUAUCCGACGAGGAGUCGAGAAUGGACAAAUUAUUGAACGGUGAGGAUCUUGGAUGCUCCAUGAAAAAGGAGGAUAGAAAGAGGAAUAACAGAAUAAGAAAGGCAGAAGAAAUGCUCCGAAACGGAGG